GCGGAAAGAGUGCCGACAAGAAUGCCGCCAGAUGCUGAGGCUUGUCAUAAUCCCCUGCAGAGUUUUCGGGCAUCGAAGUUGCCGCAGCUCAGACGAAAAUUUCGCUCUCCUGCAGGUGUCAGUUUGCUUCGACCAGAGGGACUCUACAUUUAGUGAACCACAGGUCCAAAUUGGAGUUGACCUGAAGUACAGUUUUCGAGUUAAAUUAUGGAGUUUUGUUCGGCUGGUGUCGUUGCUCAGCCUGGGACUAUCGCUGAAGAUACUGAACCAAUUUGGACUGCCGAAGAUUUGGCAGAGAAAAUGAGACUGGACGGAGUUCCUGUGACGUUCAAUUGGAAACAUGCAGGAUCGAACAUCCAGUUGUGGGGUUCAUGGGACAACUGGAGUACCAGGAGGACCAUGCUUCACGACGAAUACGGCUGCUAUCUCGUCCUCAUCUUACUGCCUGGAAGAUAUGAAUACUAUUACGUACUGGAUAGGAAUUGCACUUAUCCAGAUGAGUUGUAUUUGAAUAAUCACCAUGAACUGGAGGUUUUUGAACGUGAAGAGAGACGAUUUGGAGAGGCGUUUCUGAGUACGCGACCAGCCAUUCUCAAUCAGGGUCCAGAGUCACCAAGAUCGAGUUACACAUCCGACUUUUUUACCUAUGAGGAUUUUGAGAAGGAACCUCCGUUGCUGCCCCCACAUUUGUCCACCACGGUGCUUAAUGCCACGCAUCUGGAAGGGGAACCGAGUGUAAUUCCUCCACCUCAUUAUGCCACUAUCAAUCAUAUGUUCAGAGACAUAUCAGCCCACAAGAUUCCGGGUCAGGGAUUGUGUGCAUGCCUGGGUUUUACCCACCGUUUUCGAUCCAAGUACGUAUCCAUGGUUCUAUACAAGCCCGAGUUUGAAGGGCAAGACGUAGGCAGCAUAGUUUAGACUCCAGCUCUCUGCAGAGAUUUCAUUUGAAGACUUCUUGGCAUGGAUUCUCUCAUGCAUGUGAAUGAACAUGAAGAUGAGAUACCUCUUGAAAGAGCCGAUGCUCGAUCACUCUGACCUAGAGCCCUUGACAGAUCGCUCCUGCCGCCAAGUUCUUCUAAAAUCAUUUUUUGUCAGUUAGGUUUUUUUUUUCAGAUGCUUCGUGAUUAUCUUGACUGAUGCAGAUCGCUCUUAGAUCGCUUUCUGAACAUCCACAGCAUGAGGUGGGAACAAAGCUGCUGGAUGUGUUUUGUCGUAUCAUAAAUUUCAGGCAGGUGGAAUUUCAAGGAAGUAAGGUUUUCGCCCUGUCCGAAUAGGACCCAGGAAAUCUCUUGGACUCAGCGGCCUUUCCUAGAGGAACAUGCCAAGUUCCACAAGUAACGGAAAUGUAAAACAAGGUCGCACUCCACGUCCUCUGAUAAACCUCUCACGGUUAAGGGAUAAAUUUCGACAAACAUCCCAGGAAACAGAACUCCUUGUCGAAGAGAUGCAGAAGAUUCUUUACCCAGCGACCAGAAUUUUCUUUUUCGAAAGCAAUCAUGGGAAGAAGAACAUGGUAGACCACUUCAGAACCAUAGCAUCAUGUUUUCAGAACCAUUUCAGAAGUUUGCCUGACAAACGGCCUGCCUGUAGCGUGAUUGGUGAAACUUCAUAAUUUCCUGUUCAUUCGUUAUUUACUGGUGAAAUUCGAUUGCAAAUUAGAUCGAAUUUACUGUUCGUUCGUUGGUGCACAAAUGAGGUUAUCAAAAACUCACUAACAUUCGAAUUUGCUAUUAGGGUCAUCUUCUCUCACGGUCCUUUGGACGUUGAUUAUCCGAUUCACAGCAGUCUUAUUCAUUAUUGUAAUUACAGUGGAAUGUUCGCUUCGUUCGUACAAGAAAGUUCA
Marchantia polymorpha subsp. ruderalis is the source of this 1843-nucleotide messenger RNA. NCBI's taxonomy places the organism in Eukaryota, Viridiplantae, Streptophyta, Marchantiopsida, Marchantiales, Marchantiaceae. The record is from the annotation of a GenBank genome assembly.